This is a messenger RNA of Adineta ricciae, 651 nucleotides long. The record is from the annotation of a GenBank genome assembly. Lineage: Eukaryota; Metazoa; Rotifera; Eurotatoria; Adinetida; Adinetidae.
AUGACCUCCGAAAGUAAUGAUCUUCAUGGAAUGGUUCCUGAUCAUCAUGAUACUGCUGUCCUAUUGAUUGAUGUUAUCAAUCAUUUGGAUUUUGAAGGCAACGAAGAAUUAUUAAAAAUCGCGGAAAAACUUGGCAAACAGAUUGCGUCGUUGAAAGAAGCCGCACGAAAACUUGGGAUACCCAUUGUUUAUGUAAACGACAAUUUCGGUAAAUGGAAAUCAGAUUUUCGUAAUGUUAUUGAAAAUGUCAUCGAAGAAAAUAAACCAGGCAAACCUCUGGCAAAGUUGCUACUACCAACCGAAGAUGAUUAUUUUGUUCUCAAACCCAAACAUUCAGCAUUUUACUGUACACCACUCGAUAUCCUAUUGAAUCAUCUGGGUACUGAAACAUUAAUUCUCGCUGGUAUUGCUGGCAAUAUCUGUGUGUUGUUCACUGCUAACGAUGCGUAUAUGCGAAAUUACAAAAUAAUCGUUCCGAAAGAUUGCAUUGGUUCAAAUACAUCUGCAGAAAACAAUGCUGCCUUGGAACAAAUGGAAAAUAUACUUAAAGCAGAUAUUCGACCGGUCGCCGAGAUAAUCAAAGAUUUGAAACGAAGUGCACUUCGCAAGAAUUCGAACCAAGAAAAACCAGAUGAGAUCAUAAGAAAAUGA